GCGGCUGUAAGAAAUAAUUAAUAGAUGUCCACAUUGGUAAAAUGAGAUAUUCAGUCUUAGCUUGUGUCUGAAAAUUGAUUCCUGCAUGCCCUCUGCUUUGAGCCCUUCAAGAAUAUCCGAAUUAUUGAUUCUUGAUUUCUCUCGGAUGUGAAGUGCCACACCAAUCGGGAGGAAAGAAACGAAAAAAGGAAAAUAAAAAAUGGUUCUUGAUUCGAAACGCCCGUUGCACUGCCUUGCAGCGAUCCUCCUCUUGUUAGUUUCAGUCCAGACUUCACUAUCGGAUCCAAGAAUCGGAAACGGGAAUUCGAAAUCCGAAGUGUUUCUCUCUCCUAAAUUCGUGAUGGAGCCCGGAUCGGUUUCGAACAAAUACUACUACAACGUCGAUUUCCCCAAAGGCCACAUCGCCAUCAAGAGCUUCAACGCGGAAGUGGUCGACGAGAAAGGGAAUCCAAUCCCACUCCACGAAACGUAUCUCCACCAUUGGAUCGUUUUACGAUACCACCAACGGAAAGACACUGCAGAUAGUGGGGCCCACCAAGGCGAUCUCGGUUUCCUCCAAUCGGAUCACAUCGUAGUCAAGAACAGCGGCAUGUGCGAUGCGGGCCUCUCGCAGUACUUCGGGCUCGGAUCCGAGACCCGUAAAACGUCCACCGAUGUUCCGGACCCGUACGGCAUCGAGGUCGGCAAUCCUGCUGACGUGGCGGCUGACGGGUACGAAGAGCGGUGGAUGCUCAACGUGCACGCGAUCGACACCCGUGGGGCCGAGGACAAGAUGGGUUGUACCGAGUGCAGAUGCGACUUGUACAACAUGACCGUGGACGGUGGGAACUAUAAUGGGGGCUUGAGGUGCUGUCACGACGGGGCGAAAUGCCGUGUGGAAAAAGGGUUCGAGGGUGGUGUGGAGACGAGUCGGAGAAGCCUAUACUUGAGGUACACGGUGGAGUAUAUCGACUGGGAAGAGUCGAUCGUGCCCGUUCGAAUAUAUAUACUCGAUGUCACCGAUAUAUGGACGAAAGCCGACGAGUCAAGAGGGAUCGCAGCUAGACACCGUUGCCUGAUCGAGUACAACGUCGAAUCUUGUUCGGCCGGUGGGUCCCACGAUAGCUGCACGCACACGAAAACCCUCAGUGUUAGUUUACCGACAGGUGGCGACGUUAUCUACGGGGUUGGGCACCAGCACGCAGGAGGCUCCGGUACAGCUCUUUACGGAGAGGGAGGAAGAUUGAUAUGCUCGUCGAAUCCAACAUACGGGACUGGAAAAGAACCGGGAAACGAGGCCGGUUAUAUAGUCGGAAUGUCGACGUGUUACCCUUCGCCUGGUUCGGUCAAGAUUUCCGAUGGGGAGACGUUGACUUUGGUAUCUAAUUAUAGCAGCACACAGACACAUACGGGUGUAAUGGGCCUCUUUUAUCUCUUGGUUUCUGAUUCGUCGCCGGAACGAGAUAAUCUUGUCCAGAGUUAUCCAGCACAAGAAAAUCACAAGAGUAGCACGAAAUCCAAUUUCAACUGGGGUUUCGUUCUUUUUGGAGUUGGAUUGGUUUCUGUGGUCGUUUCUGCGCUGUCGAUUGCGGUCGUUUCUUUGUUAAGAGGUACGAGUGGAAGAAGAAAUGAAGGCUAUGAACCAAUAAUAGCGUGAGUUUUGUUUCUUUCGAUUUCGUAUAUUUUUCUGCAGAUUGUUUCAAGAUAAGUUUGUGUAUUUUCAUACCAGUGUUUUUAUGUUUAUUAUCUUCUUGUAUUGUAAAAAAAAAAAUUAAAAAUAAAUAAAUGAAAUAUCUACAUAUGUAUUGAAUUUUGUUGAUGUUUAAAUUA
Messenger RNA from Erythranthe guttata (spotted monkey flower), 1809 nucleotides. Lineage: Eukaryota; Viridiplantae; Streptophyta; Magnoliopsida; Lamiales; Phrymaceae. The record is from RefSeq and is a predicted model, not a curated record.